Messenger RNA from Paramuricea clavata, 22447 nucleotides. NCBI's taxonomy places the organism in Eukaryota, Metazoa, Cnidaria, Anthozoa, Malacalcyonacea, Plexauridae. The record is from the annotation of a GenBank genome assembly.
AUGCUUUUUUAUAAUUUAGAUGAAAGCUGUGAUCCCUGGAAGUUCUACUGUCCUGUCGGUAUCUGUAUACCAUGGAAUUCGACUUGCAAUGGAAUUUCGGAUUGUCCGAGUGGAGCGGACGAACCAAGCAUUUGUGGCAACACUUCUAGAGGUAUGUGAAAAUCUAUUUCUUUGGUAAAUAAAUCCUGCCGCAAACAAGAGAAACUUGCUGAGCUAACCGCCUCGUGUGGCGGCUAGCUCAUCUAUGCAUUUUCACCGCACACUGUGGGAAAUCUACUGAACGGCAACAUCGUUGAUAAGAUUUUUUGCAUUACCCUCCACUGUCGCCAUUUUGAUCAAAGUCACGUGAAGAAACUAUGGAUUUGAUUCUUAUUCGCUAAUUAAUUGAAGCAGCUCAGCACUAUAAGCGCAGCACUAUCAGCAGACGUUGGGAUCCUUUCCUCGCGAGGUGAAAACCAUCAAACACGAUAUGGAGCCUCGAGAGGUUAAAUCCUCACGAAAACUAUCCGCAUACGAGUGAAACAUGCUGAGCUAUAGCCGCCAUGCGAGGCGGUUAGCUUAGCAAAUUUCUCUCCUGUGCAGCAGGCUGAAAGUAGAGACCUUACGAUUUUAGGACGGCAACACGACGACGACGGCCAAAACAAACUCCUUCAAAUAAAUGGUAGUAAAGAUAAUUCAUCGUACAUUAUCAAUCGUAUGAAUUUAAUAGUCUUAGAAGUUGAUGACAUGGGUUUUAUGGUUGGGAAGAGUUCUUCUGAACCCAGUUUGAAAUUGCACUUGUUGCGGCUUGAAAUGCAGCCGUUGUACAAAGACGUGAAAAUCUGUGAUUUGGCGUUGUAAACAGAGCGAGGACAAUGGUUGUUUACCAUUUACAUGGAAUUUCCGGUGAUUCCAUACGGUAAGUAAAUGGAACAAGCCUAUUUCGACGGCGCAACCGGAAAUUUUCCGGAAUGAACGGUUUGUUUGAAAAGGUUGUCCUCUCUUACCGAUUGGAAGGUUUAAACCGGUGAAUUUUGUUCCAUUUACAUCUCUUUUAUUUUUUCACCAGUUCCAGGCUCUUCGCAAUUUAAUUCAAACCGAAUGGGUUUUCCAUGUAAAUGGUAAACAACCCUUCAGUGCCUUCCGGUCAGUCACUCUAAAUGGAAAGCGCAUAAUCCGAAUGGGAUUUUCUAUCCAAAAUUUUGCUUACCAUUAGCACAAUUUCAAACCGGAUGGGUUUUCCAUGUAAAUGGUAAAAAAAACAACGACUAAAUUAUUCUUAUAUUGUAAUUACUCAAUUCUUUUCAAUGAUUUAUUGUAUUGGUAGCCGUUGCCGUCCCGUUGCCGUCGUAAAUCGUAAGGUCUCUAUUCUGCUUCAAACGAGGUCAUGAAGUCACUAGAGUUGGCAAUUGCGCGAUCUUGGUUAGCUGUUCUUAAUGCCUUCCCAACACUAUUGUGUAUUUAUUUUAGUUAAACCAGAUAGUUGCAUGGAACACUCGUCAAACUUUAUUUUAUUAAUCUAGAACUUUUAUCUUAUCCGGGGCUUACGCUAAGCAAUAUAGCCAUCCAAGUAAACCUGCAUGUAGUAAACGGUUUAAUUUGAAGAGUGUUUACUUUAUUAGAUUGGAAGCAUUUUCAUAAGUUUUUAAAGUUUUACAUCAACAACAAGUAAAAAAUAAUAACAUAAAUUUCCCCUUGUUUUUCUAGCAAACGAAACCUGUAGUCUAAAUGAUCCUGGUUGCUUGAGUAAUUUAAUAAAUGGAACAUUUUGUGAAGAUAAUAUUGAUGGUAAGGCGGAUGUCUUCCAUGCUUAAUUAUACUGUUUAUAAUAAAACCCCGCACAUUUAUUUAUUUGCUUGUGUGCCUGGCAAAUAAUUAAAUUAUUCCUUGCAAAGCCUUGUUCCUUGGCAAGAUAAUGCUAAGUCGUGUUUACACUACAAGCCCUGCAUGGCAAGGCCAGUCCAAGGUAAAUGUGGCGCGUUUACACCAUUACAAUAUUUUUUGAGACUGUCUCACUUUGCGUAGAAUUUUGUAAUUAACUUCGUGUAUUUUUAUGCGUUGUGACGUUGUACUGUCCGCUAAUCUCGCACUGUGGACACACGUAGCCUGCGUAACGGCUCUACUUUCUCUGAGCCGUUACGCAGGCUAGACACACGUUGCCAUGAAAAUAAGGUCCAGGCCAGGGCCGAAAGUAUUUACAUUUCCACAAGUCUAGGCCACCGGUUGUAGUAUGCCCAGAUUUCCUGGCCUAGUCAGGCCAAGGCUAGGCCAAAGUCUGUUUACACCAUCAAAAUGUAGGCCAAAGGCAGGCCAAGGCUGGUAGUGUAAACAUGACUCUAGUUUAGGCGAUUCUAGGCAAAUUUAAAUUGAGUGAAAAUCUCAUUUUAAAACAAUGCGAGUUAAUAUUGUAUACUAAUGUGGGAUUAUUUGAGAUAUGUCUGCGUGUGUCCACACCGAGAAAUCUGAAAAGUUUGCUUGACCACGGUGGGAAUCGAACACAAGACCCUUGGUUUACUAGUCCAAUGCUGUAACUGAACCACAAAGUCAAGUCGGGUCCCUGGUUAUUUAUCCACUUAAAGGGGCAGUGUCACGAGGCUGAUUGGCUAAAAUAUAAAUGGCGAAAGAAACGUUCAAAAUUAAUGCUACAUGAUUGGAAAAGAUGUGGCAGCCUUCAAUUUUUAAAACAAAGAAAGAAUGUCCUGCAUAAUUACGAAGGGAUUAUAAAUAGUUUAUCGUAUUUCACUCCUAACUCGAUUAAUUGUUGGCAGACAGUUUUUCAAGUUCGCGAGUAUAUUUUGGAUGCGCAGUAGAACCGUGACACUGCCCCUUUAACAUAGCUUGGUAAAUAUUACCACGACGUUCUGGUCAAAUGGUUACAUUUACCACUUACCAGACCGUAUAUGGUAGGAAGGAAGAUAAAAUAACCAGGACAUUUGAUCAGAGAUAGAAUAUUAAGUUAAUUUAACCAAAAUAUAGUUUAACCACCAAAGUGUUUUUAGAGUGUAUUCAGCCACCUUGAAUUGAUGCAUGAUCUAAAUAACCUGGAUGAUUCAAAGUCGACGUUUGCAAGAGCCUCACUUGCCUAUACGAUUGAGAUCCUGCUUAGUAUUUCUUGUUGGUGAGAGGUUUGUGUUUUAAGUUUCGAAGAGCUUUUUAGAAAUUACAUUUCUACUUCAGGCAGCUGUGAUUUUGAACAAGAUGGUUUCUGUGAAUGGCGACAGGUUCAUGAUGGACAUGAUGAUUUUGAUUGGUCAAUUAAUAGUGGUGAAACUUCCUCCAAACAAACUGGGCCUAGAGCUGAUCAUACUAUAAAAUCCAAACAAGGUAGUAUUCUAGUAUUACGUUCUUUAAGAACGUUUAUAUUAAUGAUCAUUUUAGUAAAUUUUAUUCGAUUCUAAUUGGUUAAUCAGAACAGUUAUGCGAUUUGUAAAAGUAUAGGUAAAAGUAUAAUUUGAAAGACAUAUUUGAAAAUCAUGCACAAGUAAUUAAGUUUUUAAAAGACGAUCAAGUUUUUGCGCGAGUCCCAAGAACGUUGUCUUUGAUUCACAGUAUCAUGUACGAAAUUACAACAUGGUAAUUCUGAUGAAAAGUUUUAAAAAUAUCUAUUUCUUCUAAACUCAAAAUUUGAGUAAAAUAAUCGAUGAUAUUUUGGUUUAACGGUUAUAUUUAGAUUUUUAAAAACAAUCAGACUAUUUAUAAAGACAGCUCGUAUCGCGAAUUUGUAACCACACCAAAAUACAGUAUCAUAGGCAACUAAUAUGUGUUUUUUUUCGUAUUUAUUCUUUCAACCCUAAAAAAAUAUUAUACUAGUUUUAAUGAGUGAGUGGAAGCCAACUGCCGUUUUGUAUCAUAAAUACUUUUUUUCACUUCGUUACAAGGAGCCCCUUAUAAGCACAGCUCUGUCCCACUGAAGGUGUUAAUCUAUCUCUGCAAAUGCCGUUCCCAGGUUCGUACAUCUAUAUCGAAGCAAGUUCUCCAAGAGUUAAAGGUGAUAAAGCAAUCAUUGAAGCUGGGCCGUUCAAUGCUGAUCAAAAUUUCUGCUUUACAUUCUAUUAUCAUAUGUUUGGUGUGCAUAUUGGUCGCCUGAAUGUUUAUCAAGCCUGGUCGAACAGGACGAAUAUAGAACUUCUUUGGACCAGAAACACAUCAGGCGAUGUUCGUCAAUGGAAAACUUCCUCGCUCGAUAUUAGAUCUGGGAGGAAUUUUUACGUGAGUAUGACAGGCGGGUGAAAAGGUUGUUUUUAUUCAGACAGACACUUUGCGAAAUAGUAGGGGGUGCGUUUGUUUUAACUUCUUACUAUGGAAAUGGAAAUAAUAUGGAAAUCCAACUCCACAAUCAUACAAAUAUGAUUUCAAUAGUUGGAAUUUCACUAUAUUAAAUUUUGUUGCCUUUUUGUUGCUGAAAAUUUUGGUCUCCAAUUCUUUUUUGGUUCCAAUUUAAUGAAAGGGAUAGAUUACUGAAAUUUAAUUUUAUUAUAAAAGUUAACGAUAAAAGUUUAUUUUAACUUAUUUAUUAAAAGCUGCAACAACCCAUGUACUGCAAGAGAAAAGAGUUUGGAUUUAAUAGAGUCCGAAUGUCCAUGCAUUUAUACGUUCUAAUCAGUGUUGUGAAAAUUACCACAAAAUAGUAAUGGGUGAAAAUUACAAUUACUCCUCUGAAAAGUAAUUCUUUUAAAAGCAGUUAAUUAUAAAAUUACUAAUAAUUGACUACUGAUUAAUUACUUUUCAGAUUACUUUCUUUUUAUGCGCAAUAUAAUAAGAUUGAAGAAAUUACAAUGCGGAAAUUGGAAAGCGGGUUGUUCUUUUAUUUUAAGAAAUAAUUUUAAAUUUUGUUCAAGUUUAUUGUAUGUCAUAUAUUGUAUCAGUCUUAUAUGUUAUUGUAUUAUGUAAAUGCUGACGAGUUUUUACAGUGUUUAAAGGGUUAAUGUCAGGGUCAUGCAUUGCGGGCUUUUGUUAUUGUUUACAUUUUACUCAAAUACAACAAAUAGCGAUAAAAUUACCUUGUUUGGUACAUUUCUGAUAAAAAUCACACAAAAAGAGCAAGGAUUAUAAAAGGAUGGUUUAAAUAUAUGACGGAUUGUAAACACUUUCCAAAUCAUCUUUUCUAUUCGUUCCGAAAAAUGGCCGCUAGCAGGAGUUUGAGCCCGUGAAUUCCUGGUGUGACACUAAUCCUUUAAAUAAAAUCAAUUAUCGUCAUCAUUUCGAAAACAACAACCCUCGUUAAUCUAACUCAUACUUUUGUUUGACUGGGGAUUGAUUUUACUUAGUAAUCCCUCACUUUACAGCGUAGAGCAAUAACGCCUCAUAAGCCUAUAAUAACAAAAUUGUGGGUCUAUAUAUUUUCAGUUAAUGAUCGAGGCAGUUUGUGGUGAAGGGGCAGAGGGUGAUAUUGCUGUUGAUGAUUUUUCUAUGAUUGAUAAAAAUUGUUCUGAAGUUCAAAAUGGUAACUACUAUAAAUUUUAAAGUUUAAUCGACUUUUUUUUACACCAUAGAAUACCCAGCCAUUUAAACAACGCGGCUGCGUGGUAUAUGGCUACAAUAACAAUCAAUCGUUGUAUAUAGGUACACACGUAAAAGCGCGCAAGUUGUUACGAAUCUGCAAGCAAGUUGUAACAAUUAUGUUCUUGUCAAGCCGAUACCAGGAAGUGUUCGCACUCCUUGUUCCCAAUUGUUGUGACAAGUCUUGAACAAGUUGUUAUCAUCUUGUUACAAGGUUAAUGCAACAGACUUUGAACAAGUUGUUCCAACAAGACUAAUGCAGGCUGUUCGUAACAAGUUUGUCCCAGCUUGCUGUCAUCAACUUGUUACGUCACGUAACUUACGUGCGGACGAUAUCAGACUUGUUGGAACAUCUUGUUGCGGUCUGUUAUUUAUUAUUUAUUAACUUUACAACCAUACAUAAAAUAGAUUAAACCACUACAUAAAAUGGUUGAAGGUAUGGUCAACAGGACAUGAAUAGCCCCAUGUAAAGACCAACCUUAAUGAAAACAAACUAUAGCAAACAUAAAUCAAAGACGAGAACAAAUAUAAAAUUUACAGAAAACAUGACGAAUUACGAACAACAACUUAAGUUGAAAGAGCGGCACUUAGAACAGAAGGUUUUCCAAGUGCGCAUUCUGUUUACAUCGAAAGAUGUUCACCCUCGCCAACCUUCUUACCAAAAUGAUAGCAACUUUUUCCAGACUUGUCAAAAACUGUGCAAACAAAAAUGCGAACACAUCUUGUUGACAAGAGAAAUCGAGAGCAUUCAACGCAGAGCCCUAUAGGUGCGUGUUGUUAUCUUCCCAGAGCUCAAGUAUGAAGAUGCAAUUGACCGUCAUGGCGUGGUGUCGUUAUUUCUGCGAAGAAAAGCCAUUGUGAGAGAUCCUUUGGAGCCGAAUGCGUGCAGAUACAUUCCCUAGUUUCUUCCAUACACAAAACGAGAUAUUCCCUACAGAACAACAACACUAUUUUAAUACCUAAGCUAUAAGACAAAUAGACUUGCUAGCAGUGUUAUUAUAGCCGGUAGCAAAGCCUAUAACGCCAGUAUCUAUUAACCUAAGUGUACUUUUUUAUAGUGUUGUAUACACGAGCUGACACCUGUCUAGUUGAUUAGGAUUGCAAAUUUGCAAGCUUGACACCCGUGAAUCGCGUUACGAACCGUACGGAUAAUGCGAUCUGUACCAAGUUCCGGCUACUGUUUCGUAUUUACUGAAGCAAAAUCGGGAAGUAUUGAUAACUCUCUCGUUUGUUCUAGAUAAUUCGCCAUUUUCUUCCUUUGAAAAGCCUUCUGCUUGGAAAAAGACUCCCAGAGUUUGGUCCAGAAUACUUGUGAACAACAGGAACCGAUUCAUGCUGCAAGGUAAGCUCUGAAAUAGCACAGAUGAUCUGAAUGGCGAGGUGAACAGUUCUGAUUUAAAAAUCCAUCGCCACAGCUAGAACGAGCAUGUUAAAAUUAGUAAAAUUGCAAAAUUUGACCGCGAAAUGUUGUUAAUUGCGGAAAAUAUAGCCCCACGAAAUUUGCAAAUUUUGUAUUAAUUUGUAUUACGCGCGGGAAAAUGCACCACAAGUGUGAUGCAUUUUCCCGCGCGUAAUACAAAUUAUUAAUACAAAAUUUGCAAGGGCUAUAUAUUUUCCUCCUUUUACAACAUUUCGCAACCAAACUUUGCAAUUUUACUAAUUUUUACAUGCUCUUUCUAGCUGUGGUGAUGGAUUUUGUUCUUCCCUAGAUCAAAAUGUAGUCUACAUAGCUGGAAUUAUCCAUUCGAAGUGCCGCAGUCUGCGUCGGAUAUUAUGGGAAGGAUAUUCACGUCAACGAUUCGCGCUUUCGGUUUUAGCGUGCAUACAGCUAUUUCAAUUAAGGUUGUCCACGAGCAAAGCGGAAAAGUUGAAUACCAGUGCGAAAGGCUGCUGGAAUUGCUUUGAAAAUUCAUUAAUUUGUUAACGAUUCCCAGCAGCCUUUCGCGCUCGUAUUCGACUUUUCCGCUUUGCUCGGUGGACAACCUUAAUUGAAAUAGCUGUAUGCGACAACAAAGUUAAAAUGACCAAAACACAAUUAAAACAAUUUUUUAGCUCCCGUAAUAGUUGUAAAAGAGUUUGUGAACAAAACCGUAUUUACAAGCUUUUAGUAACUUUCUUCGUUAGAAAUAACUUUAAAGAAUACCUCUACACAUUGUUAAACAAAACUUUUUGCCUUUCUUUGUAUUUGGCGAAACGGCAGCUUCGUUUAGUAUAAAAGUUUCCUCGUCUGUAACCGGGACGAAACGGGAAGCCGUUUUGUUUUUGUCCGGAGGUGAAUAGUGCAUGCAAGAUGUCUGGAGUUGACCAACCAACGAAAUUACGUGAAAGGCGCUAUCUACCUUCUGAGUAUAUGUUAAUCGUUGUUGUUGGCAAAUAAAUAUUUUUCUUCGAGAGAGGGCAUAUUUAGAAGGGAAGGACUAAAUUCAUAUUAGUCAUGUCGGACAACAGUCUUUUCUACGAUUCUAUAGACUUCUAUCUGAAAACGAGGUUAUCAGGAAAACUUGAAAUUACUUUAUCUGAAGAGCUGACGGCAUUAUAUCAAUGUAUGACGUUCUGGUACAAGUAUAUAUACGUCAGUGGUAUGUCAUUCAAAUCCAGACAAGCACUUGAUGGGAACCGAAUUGAACUGUCGCACAGUCUCAAGGGAACUAGUGGAGAGUGGGUGUUCGGGGAGAUGCCGCUUCAGAGACGGUAUAUGAAAUCCAAGGUAUUGAAUCACGCAAUUUAAAAGCACUCAUGCAAGUUUCUGGUCAACGUAGAAGUAACACUAUUUGGAAUUUGGCAAAGUAAUUUGAGCAUUUGCCUGCGGUUGGUCUGCGAUCUGUUGUUGUAUUAGCUAAUAAUAGCUAUCGUCGCUGUUAGAAAACCAAAAACUUGUCAUAGAAAUUUGUGGUACGUACACAUGUGCGACAUACCACAUGAAGUAAUAACAUAUUAAUUUAGGUCUUGUUACAUUAAAAUUCAUGAAUUCAAGAUGAAAUUGAGUUUUUUCAACAAUUUUUUACCGAAUUCUCAAAAUGCGUAAAAUGUGCAAAAAUGCGAUUUCGAAGGUCUGUAAAAUGAUAAAUCAGAGGAUAUAUGAAUUUGGAUAAACUACUGCUAUACAUGAUGUAUAUAAUUAAUCAUUUUUUCUUUGUCUUCAGCUCUUCUUCAUAGUUGUUUGUCCUCGAAAAAACUGUUUUAAUCGUCUGCGUUACCUUGCUAUUGACGAAAUUAAUUUCUCUGCAGAAUCGUGCCUCAGUUUUCAACAAGGUAAGUGGCAUGGACUACUGUAAUGCUUAGUAACAUCUAAAGGCUCUGUUUCACUCAUGCACUGAAAAACCAACUCGCAUGUUUGCUGCGAGUUUUUACAUCUAAUUACAGUAAACUGUCGAGCCUUGAAAGCACUAGCAUCGAGAUUGCGAGUUCACUGAUGCGAUGAAUGGAAAGAGGUUAUUAAAUACAUCUCAGUAUCUAUCUCGGUGAACUAAGUGUUGAAUCAUGAAAAAUUUGUUAAAUCAUUACUUGUGUUUCACUUAGAGAAUAUAACUGUUAUUAAAUAAUAUUUGCACUAACAUAUUUUAUCUUGUGUACCUAUAAAGCAAAAUAAAGAAAGGUCUUCUAAUUUAUUGGUCGUUCGGAGCAACUUUUUGCAUACUCCAAUUGAUGAUGAUGAUCAUUAUUAUUUAAGCUCAUUUACUUAUGGUAGCCUUUCAGGUGUUUGUGCCGUGCACACUUACUAUAAAUUGUUAUAAAAAUAUUAAAAUUAUUAACUAAAAAAUAAUCAUGCAUAAUAUACACUAUUUACAUAAAUGUAUGGUUAGACAUGAUCGACCUCCAAGUUCAAAUACACAAACCAUCGAUUGACUAGUCUCUUGAAAGAAUUGAUAGAAGUUUGAGGUUUUUUAUUAUUGGACGUUUUUCCAUUAAAAUUUGGUUCCAUGAAACAGUUCAAUACUUUCAUGUGCAUAUUCUAAUUGUUUUGACCCAAAAUAUUAGAAGACAUUCGCCAAAGUCAGUGAUUGACGGUAAUUAGACGAAUUGUUCUAAUUUUCUUGAGAAAUUUUAAAUUAUAAAUAUUUUUGUCAUGUGAUUGUGCUAUGGGAAUCUGUUCUGAUCAUGAUGAACUGAAAAUUUUUUGGUUUGAGUGUAAAGUUACGUUUUAAUCAAGACUUCGAAUUCGAACUGUAUUGAAUUUCAAGUCCAAAACGGCUAACCGUUACUCGACUUUGCAUCCGUCCACAAUUGUAUAAAUUAAUAGUAAUUGGAUUCUCUUUUUCUACUUCAGGUGGUGUUUCCUGGAUCAGAAAAUCUUCAAGGUUUUACAAAUCGUUGACAAAACGUAACAGAGAUGGCAGGAUUACGGCUUUUUAUACACCACAAUUUUCCUCGAAUGAUAGAAAAAUCACGAAUGAUUUGGAUUUACCUCAAUAUUCACCCAGCUUUAUUAAAACUAUUAAACCUGGCCGUGUGAACUACAUUGUUGAAGACAGUUCUUCGUUAGAAUACUCGAAUAUUAGUGUGGGGAACAGAGUAUUUGUACAGGAAGGCGUAAAUAUUGCAGCUCUAGGAAUCGUGAUUGCAAAGGAAAUCGCUAAGGACAAUUACGACUAUAAAUUGACUGUUCGUCUUGAUUCCAAUAACUCAGAAAUUGUGCUUGAGAAUCAAAAUGUUUGGCUUCUUCCAUAUCAAUUGGAUCAACAUGGUAAGUAAGCAUGAAUAUGGAUGGAUCCCAGCCAAAUCUGGUAGGGGACGCGGGGGUGCCCAUCGCGAGCUUUAUUAAUAGUCCAGUGUGCAAUCGUUUACUAUAAGUACUGCACGUAAUCACUAGAGGGAACUACGGCAGCAAAGCACUUGACAAUUUCGCAAUCAUGUUGCUAUCUCAUUUUGCCUCUAUUUUAUUCAUGUUUUUCUUUAUAUAUGCCUUAGAAAAUCAAAGAAAUGGAUUUGAUAAAGAAAUUAUCACAUACCUCCCUUGCACUCCAUUUUGCAAAAGCUGAAUAGGAGUAAUAUUGGUGUGCACCACUCUACACCAAACACCAAAUUUCUAAUAAAUCAAGUACUUUGCCGGCUAUAUAUAUCUUAAAAUAAUUUGGUAAUUCGCCUCAUUAAUAUACGGAUCUACAGUAUGCGCAUGUUCAGUUACGAUGAGCCGUAGCUCAUUUUGGGUGUCAAUUUGUGGCUGUAAUUUCCAACUGUGGCAUGUGGAAUUAAUGCUCACCCAAACCACCGCUGGUUCUCUGUUUAUUCUGGCCUCGGCUUGCAAAAUAACCCUAAAGAUAUAAUUCAUUUUUUAAGCGACAGUUCUUUCUUGUAAACAUUAGGUCUCGAGGUAAAACAUUUAGAACUGAUUAAGCUAUCCAGAAUUAACUCACCACUAUCGUAAAUAUAUUUUUACCUAGGACCCGCAUGGUCUACAUGGCUGUCGUCAUCCCGAAAGUGCAAACAAAUCAACUACAAUGGUGCUUGUUAUUUGACAUUUAAACAACGAAAUUGGUUUGACGGCGCUGACAUUUGCAAGAUUUAUGGAAGUGAGCUGGCCAGAUUUGAUUCUGAACUGGAAGAGAAAUAUGUCAAAAAUAAAUUUGCUAAAUUUCUACCAUUCUGGAUUGGUUACCACGGGCACAGGCACGAGGGGACGAAGUUCGCAUGGAGUGAUGGUAGUAAAGAUCUAUAUAAUAAACUGGAUGGCGGGAAUUUGAACAAAGGAUUUUCCGCUGGUUUAUGUACAGCAGUCGCAAACUCUACGAUGUGGGAAAGACGUAACUGUAGUGAGAGAUUAAAUGUUCUUUGCCGUCGACCUGGUAAGCUUACCUGAUCUUUUACGCUCUUAAACUUGAACUAAUUUUUACUAUUUAAAACACGAGAAGGAGUGCUUUAUCAGAUAUAAAACAUGACGCGACAACCGAUGGCUUAAAAAGCGACCCAUUUUAUGAGUUCAUUCGCGAAGUAAUUUUAAAAAUGAACGUUGUCUAAGGGCCUGUUCAUAUGGGGAAAAGUUAUCCCGAUUAGCGAGAAAACAUUUCGACAAGUUUACAGGCGAGAUCUCGCCUUGUUACAAAAAUAAUAUGAAAAGUUACACUGUGUUCAUAUGAGACGAAAACGGUUUUCCCGUGUACCGAGAUCUCGCUUGUUGACAGGCGAGAUCUCGGUGACCGGGAUAAUGUUUUACCCAUAUGCAUGAGCACAACAUAGCCACAACUUUCCCGCUUAGCGGGAAAACUUUCUUACAAAUCCUUGCGCGUCACACCAGUGUUACGUGCGUCACAAGCCGGAAUCUUUACCCGGUAAGCGGGAUAACGUUUCUCCAUAUGAACAGAACAAAAUUAUUUGGCCAAUGUUUUCUCGUUAAUUAACCGGGAUAACUUUUCCCCAUAUGAAAAGGCCCUAAGCCGAGAAAAUCAAAGCUAAAGUUUAUAUGUAAAUUGACAUGAUUGAUUAUAUAUAAAACGACCGACACGGUAGUGAUUCCAGUGUGUUUCCUCAUCAAUUGUUAGCCCAUUGUUACAUUAUCGUUUAAUGAUUGGAUAUAAAGCUUAAACCAGAAAGCCACUUUUUUCUGAAAUGAAAUUUCGUUUCAAAAAUUUUCAUUGAUUGUGGUCAAUAAAAGAAGCAGAAAUUUUGAAACAAACGAAAACAAUGGAACAAAACAAAGCACCAAGUUAAAAAAUAGAAAAACAUCAAAAGCUACUAAACACAAUCCGAACGUAAGCAAAGAAGAAAAAACAAGCAAACGAUAACAAAAAAAAAACCCAAACCAAACCAAACCAAAGAAAAACAACCAAAUAGCACAAAAAGAAGCAAAACCAGAAACAAAAACAAAAACAAACAAACUCACAAACACACAAAACCGACAAGACAAACCUAGCCUAGCCUAAACCAUGAGUCAAACAGAAUUGGAAAACAAAAAAAAACACAAAAAAAAACGAAAGCCUUAACUGAUCAAAGCCUAUUCGAAUCUAAUUACGUUCAGCCUGUGUUUAAAAUUUUCAGUGUAUUCAAACCUUCAUAUUUAACUUUUAACAUUUUUAGACAAGCGUGAUCAUAUAAUUUGUGAAGAUCAGGGAAGCCAAAUCUUAAACUGCUCAGGUCUUGAUGCGGUUAUUGACAUAGUUCGCGCUCAAAUUAAACCAACGACAACUAGUAUAGAUGUCUGCCCAACAUUGACAGCAACCAAGCAAACAUUUGGCAAGCCAUCUUCCUGUAAAUUCAACACUAAUGUUUUCAAACAAGUAAAAUCUAAAUGUGGGGGAAAGGUUUGGUGUAGUUUAUCAGUAAAAUCAGUACAUGAUGGUCGAUGUCCUGAAGAAAGCAAAUAUCUGAUCAUUUCAUAUAAAUGUAUUCAAAGAUCAAAUGGCAUUAACGCAGGUUAGUUGCAUUGCUUAUCAAAUCAGUAUGAAUUAAUAAUUUAUACACCCUAGCACCAUUACCACAGUAGCAUUGCUUUUAUAACAUGGUAAUAGAUUAUAGAUCACCUUUAAAUUCGUUUCAAUUUCACAUCUUUUGAUCUCACGCGGAGAAUAGACCUAGACUGCGAGCGGUCCCUCAGGGGAAUUGAGGGACUGCUGACAAUGCAUCAAGAAACAAAAUAAGCAUUCGCCACACAACACAAGAUUCACAUUGGUCGAAAUCAAUAUGCCAUGCACUCAAACAAAUCUGAUGCAUAAUAAUUAUGCUAUAAGUAAGUUCCAGAUGUUGAUUUUAUAAACAAAUUGACAUUGCUAAACUGAGCCUAAUCUAAUUGGACAGAUUAUUCUAAUUGGAUAUAACUUAUUUUCAUCCAAAGAUGACCACUUGACAAGUAGGAAAAGUUGGCAUAUUGAUGUGUUGUCAUCAGUACUUCAUUUCCUUCUCUUUCCUUUCCUUUCCUUUCCUUUCACACGCCUGGGAAUCUCGGGAAUCUAAACCCGCGCAAAGGAGGAACCCGCUAGCACUCUAGAGUAUAUAGAUCUUUCCCAAGACAGCUUCACAGCCUCUUCUCGUUUCACUCUUCGCCAGUCUUCGCGCGGUUAUAUAUCGAGAGCCAUGAUCUAUUAGAGGACAGCCGCACGGAAUUGCGUCACACAAAACCUUAUCCAAUAGCAUUCUCUUGUUUGUAUAGAUGAUGUACGCGUGAUAUUUGUAAAAUUUCUACUUUUUCUUGGAUAAAAAGUGACCUGUUUACCUGUUUAAUUUGGGGGUUUUCUUUUUAUUAUAUAGAACAAACAGAUAAGAUUUUGCCGUUGUCGGCUGUUCAGUAGAGAGUUUGGCAAAUGCAAGGUCAACGGCAACGGCAAUAUUGUCAUCAACAAUAGCAUUAAUCCUUAAAGACAAAGACGAAUGUAAAUUGCAUGGUCUUAAUUAAGUGUGGUGCAAUGCUGUAGUUGUUGAAACUAUAGUACGUGAUUUGCAUCAUUUUCACGGUGCAUGACUACGGCAACAGUUAAUUCAUUCGAUGUAAUUAAUUUGAGGUGUUUUAUUUGAAUUCGCGGACUAUUUUUCCUUAAGGGUACGCUUGAAAGAAACAGGAAUACUUAAAGAGGCAAAUUAAGUGUAGUAACGUAUACUUUGGCUCAAAUACAACAAUAUAAGCAAUUAUAUUUUCCCCGUUGUUGUUGCCGUUCUAGGUUGCCAAACUCUCUAUUUACAUAGAUACACAGUAUGACAUCAUAAUGUAGGAAGGGCAAGAAAGUGACCCACUCGCCUGGGCGGUGGCUUGUGGGCCACUUUUUUGUUCUUCUCACAUUAUGACGUCAUACUGUGUAUCUAUAACUGAACAGGCAACGGUAAAAUCUUAUCUAUUUGUUAAUUCUGUAUGCUUCGUAACUAUAAAGUAUACCGGAUCUCGGGGUAUUUUAUAGCCACGAUUUUAUAGCAUUUGAUUAGAGAGGAACCCUCGUUUUGUGUUCUUAUGUGAUAUUGGCUUAAUAUGGCCAGUAUAUAAUAUGUCUUUUUUCGCCAUGAUAGCAAUUUCAUCUCGUCUAUUCUAACUUUUAUUUUUCCUUGCCAUGCAGAUACUUCAGAAACAAAUGCUGUAUUCUGUCCGAAAUAUUGGGUUAAAUUCCGAACAAGCUGCUACAAGUCUUAUCAGAAUAAAUUGAAAUGGAAGGAUGCUCAAGCAUAUUGCAAGCGAGUAAAAGGAGCAACACUGGUGUCGCUGGACGACAAAGAAGAAGAGGCUUAUGUGAAAAAUAUAAUGAAGUCAAAUGGUGUUGACAAGUUUCAUAAGUGGACUGGCACUUUGAGAUCUCGGAAGUUUGCUUUCAUGUGCGAGUACAGAUUAGGUGAGAUACAGGGCCUCAUUAAUUUUGAAUCUACUGUAAGAUAUCUUUAUUGGUUGUUUUGACCAAUUUAUUCUUACAGUGAAGGCACCACCAGAAAAUAUUUGUAUUUCUGAGCCUCCGGGUCUUGAUCCGGUUAUUGGCACAACCUUUUGAAUAAUACAUUCUUCUCAACUGAGUUAUUCUUUGAGUGUUUCUGUGUUGGUGUAAUGUACUCAGGUGAAUAUGAUGCUUGUGAUGUUACUCUGAGUGUAUAUCCACACCGGGCAAGCUUGAAAAAUAUGCCUGACCACGGUGGGAAUCGAACCUACGACCUUUGGAAUGCUAGCCCAAUGCGAAGGAACUAGAUUCUGUUCCGAAACAUCACAUACUCGAACCGACCAGACCGCGUAGUUCAGUUGGCAGAGCAUUGGGUUAGCAGUCCAAAGGUCGUAGGUUCGAUUCCCACCGUGGCCAGGCAUAUUUUUCAAGCUUGCCCGGUGUGGAUAUACACUCAGAGUAACAUCAUGAGUUAUUCUUUUCUUUCUUUGCUUAUAUUUUGAAAAGAAGAAACCUUCGCUGCAAGGGCAAUAUGUAAAUUUGUGCGUGUGCGAUAUACAAUACAAAUAUGAUAAGCUAAACUGCUACCGUAUUUUGGCUUGAUUUCUGAAUUUCAUAUGUUAAAAUUCUUAUAAUUUAUUUCUUACAAAAGGUUAAUUUGAUUAAUUAAUUUCGCUACGUUUCGGACAUUUUAAAUGUCCGUCUUCAUGAGGCGAACAGUUUUUUUUAAUUAGAAAAGAUUAAAAUUAUUAUUUCAACAUAUUUUCACAUUCGCUUUUUACCUCUGAAAUGUUUCAGUUCUACACAAAAUUUUAAAUACGUGCAUCCCAAAAGCGCGAGGUAUAAUUAAAAAUAACUAAACAAUUUGGAUUCGCAGCGAAUGCAAAGCUAUCUGCUUUUUUAAAUUUGAUAUUAUCUAUUUUAGGCAAUGGUUCAUGCGAUUUUGAAGCUGGUUGGUGCGGUUGGCAUGAAGAUUCAACUAGUAAUGACUCUCGUUGGCGUCGUACAAUGGACGUAGAACCAGCCACUACUUUGGAAUGGUCAUGGUGGGGUGAGUUUGCGAAGCUUUGUCAAGCCCAUUUGACCACGCAAACAUUCUUGCGGUUUCACCUUCCGAUUCGUCUUCUCAACACGAACAUUUGAAGACGAUAUAAAAAGUGGAAAAUUUUGGAAACGCGACAAUACUGUUUUCUUGUGAAACUCAUUAAUAAUUCAUGAAGAUUUAUUUCAAACUGUUGAAGAAUACGAAUGUUCUCAUUCGCGUCUGUGUUGUAUCAGACAUACAACCUCUCGCCUUCGGCUCGAAUUUGUAGGUCUGAUACAACACAGCCGCUCAUGUUUAUCUUUAACACAGCCGCUCAUUAUUUACUUGUGAACGCAUGCAUGAAACUUUUUCUUGCUAUUAAUUAACUCAUGCGAUUAAUUAUUUAUUAAUAUAAAAUAAUUAUGAAAAGUUAUCAAUGUUCUGGUCAAAAUAUUUUGCGUAAAUGGUGUUUAUAAGAAUUACAAGAAAAGCUUGUCUUCAUUAAAUCCCCGAGCCAACGGCGCCUUUCCGGGCGUAUUUGUACUUGCAAAUUAAAUUAAAUUACUGUAUCUGAAUAAAACUGUAGUGCUUAAUAAAAAUUUAUUUUAAAACUAAGACUUCGUCAAUUGUUCUUGAAUUCUAGGUAUCAUCAAAAGUUAUGUUCGUUCUUCAUCUAACGGAGUUAUUAUCUAUGUAUUUGACGGAAAGCCUAUGGAAGAAGUAACUAUGACAGCUGAUAGACCAAAAAACAUAGAAAAGGUUACAUUAUGUCAGUGGAUAUAUAUUGGUGCUAACAUGAGUGAGGCGACUGUGGUUUCAUUCGGUGAAAAACUGCUGCUGAAGAUCUAUUAUGGAAAUGAAUAUAAAUUUAUUGUGAAUUUUUAUGACUGGAAUAGGUAGGUCGUAUUUCAUAGCUCAAGGUACAUUCCGCAGAGCAGGGAAGACGCGAGUCUGCGCCCUUUUAAAACCCACGUAGGUCAUUUUAGUUCCGAAUUUAUCAAGAACAAUAACGGCAAUUCUAUAGAUCUCAAGUGUACAUCUCUUGCUAAAGUUGCUGUAUUAACAUUGUCAGAAGGUCCCGAAGGAGGGGGCGGCUUAAUUCCAUUUCCCAGUUCAAGGUAUUUCAUCAGGAAAAACAAUUCUGCAUUCAUUUGAUCUCUUUAGAACUAGGUUUUUCGAGAAAAAGGUUCGAAGUCUAUUAAUUAAAUGCCAGCCAAUUUCUACAAAUAAAGAGACUUAGUACAGCAUGCAAUAUAUUUACAUGAUGGACCAAGCCUGAUAUGUAUAUAAGUAAGUCACUAACUCGUAACAGCUGAAAAUGAUCUCAUCGUGCCGGAAAUGGCAGAACGCAGUCCCGAACUUUUUAGACAAAUUUUUAAUCAAGAAUUGCUCCGUAGCAUAAUUCAACUCCAGGGAGUUAUUUUAGUUGGAGUUAAGAACUAUUUGACUGCGAGCGUUUUAAAUGCCUUUCAAAAAUGGCUCAUCUUAUGAGUUCAUUGAUGAAGUAAUUUUAAAAAUCAACGUUGACUAAGCCGAAGAAAUCAAUGUUAAUAUUCAUGUCAAUUAACAUAUUUUUUAUCACAUAUACAACUACCGACAUGGUGUAUGUAGUGAUUUUCUUUGUUGUGUCCUCGUGAAUUAUUAAUGAGUUUUUUAUCCUUGAAAUUAACAGUCAAGGCUAACUUGUAUUAUAAUAACUAUAUACUGACAGCUUAACGGUCUAUGUUUGUCUAUUUAUUUUAGUACGACAAAAGCGUCAGUUUCAUUUGAAACUUGGCAACAUCUAUGCUUCAGUAUUGAUACUCAAACAAAGUUAUGGAUGUUCUAUAAAGAUGGGUUGAUGACUGACAUUGGUGUAGCAAGUGUAUCUCCAUUUUCUUCAGAUGCUCGUAGUGUUGAUGACAAUGUCAUAUAUUUAGGUCGAUCUUCAAGCAAGGUAAGUUCAAGGACGUCAGAGUAAGUUUGUGGCCAGUUUAGGCGAGUAGGCCUACCCGAAAUCACAUACAUUACUCUAUAUACUACCUAUAUACUCAUUUGCAUAUAUCACGUUGAAAUAUGGCUUCAACUGUAAACAUCAUUAUUAAUGUAUAUCGCAAUGUUAUAAAUCGCUAAAUUUGAAAAUAAGGUAUAGAUCGACCUUUGCGACUUGUCCAAAAAAUAUCGAAUAUUGGCCCACGUGAAAAAGGCUCUUGUUUCGUAAAAAAAGCCUUUUCCACGUGGGCCAAUAUUCGCUAUUUUUAGGGGUACAGUUUUCCCACGUCGGAGAAUCUAGACAGUCCGAACAGUGUGAAAAGCGACUUUUCAAAGUUGUAUCUGUAAAUUUACCAUUACACACACAACUAUGGUGAUAAAAAUUCAGACGUGGGAGAACAAUAUCCCUAAAAUGGCGGAUAACCGGAGUGUAUUUAGUGCAAUAUUGGCUUGAUUUAAGUUAAUGCUCAUCCUGUUUCUUGCGAUAUUUGUACAAAGAUUGGGUGUGGUUGAGUUUGUGGAAGCGGACGCAUCCAUUUACAAUCCUGUAGCAAGUCUUCCGCGUGUCGUUUACUCGUUUAUAGAAAUACGUGUAAUCCAGUAUUUUUUUCUUAACAGGCCAGCUGUUCAUGGAAAACUGACUGCAAUAAAAUGUUUCGAGGAAAAAUGACGAAACCUGAAAUAUGGGCAAAAAUGCUUGAAUUCCGUGAAAUUUCUAUCCUUGCUACUGGGUGUGGUAUGGAGACCUCCCCUGAUAUAGCUGUUGAACAAACUAAGCUGGCGAUCCUGGAAAGACGAUCAUUUGAACAUGGGCAAUGCAUUACCGGUAAAGGUAAGCAUAGGGCACAUACAUUUCUUUAAAGUAGGAACCAUCGUCAAAAAAUGAAACAUUUUAGUUAGGAAGCUAGAUACUCAUUUUCAAACCAUAGUCAAAUGAGGAUCAGAGCUGAUGAAAGUUGAGAAGGAAGAAUUUGCAUGAGAGUUUUCUCAACUCUUCUGCCCUGGGAAAUUUUGUAAAACGAGAACAAGCGUUGCAUGAGAUUGAUGAGAGUUGACUGGAUGUUACCACGCGUAUAGCAAAAACUCCCAUGAGUGAGAGAGUUCUGCGUCGGUAUAUAUUGCAGUUAAACUAUAACAUGCAUAGAGAGUAGAAGAUUUCGAAUAUGCAUAUCAAAUAAUUCAACUGUUCAGUCAUCAUUUUAUAUGCAAAAAGUUGUUCAAAGAAGAAUUAGUUUCCACACUGAUUCUCUUUAAAUUACAAAAUAUAUUUCCUUGAGUGUACUUUCUCAUUUCGCUUUACAAAGAAGACAAAACAUGGUAGUACAAAAAUUAUUUAAUGACAGUUCUAUUGUGGCUAUAAGCGAAACACGAAUAUGGUUGACUGAAGGCAUGUGCUAAAACCUGGACGAUGGACUGGACGAUGGACUGGACAAUGGACGAUGGACGUCCAUCGUCCAGGUUUUAUUGGACGAUGGACAAUUUUUAUUUAUAGCUACAGCCGUUUCAACAAAUUCAGUCUCCAAAUUCAGUCUCCGGCUAUCACUUCGUCACUAUACUAUCAAUUUGACACACCUUAAUGACCUUACUUACUUACUUACUGAAAUUGCGGUCCCCAAGUUUGGCACCGCAUUAUAUUCUGCAUGUGAGUUUGUCCGUUUGUUAGUGUGUUUGCAUCAAUACGUUUCCUUAAUCGCCUAGUAAAAAUUCCUUGCACGUGCUCGAAACAGUAUACAUUUUUGCGGGAAAAUUAAUUAAUCUUGGAUUCUCAGGACCGACUGUUUGCUGGGCUUUAUCUCUGGUUUUAUGCGCCAAACAUGCCUUGACUGAAGGCUGAAUACUCCAAUGUUGUAAAUACUCGGAACAAUAGUAACGCGUUACUAAUUACAAAUUACUUGUGUGAUGUUACUCUGAGUAUACAUCCACACCGGGCAGGCUUGAAAAAUAUGCCUGGCCACGGCGGGAUUCGAACCUACGACCUUUGGAAUACUAGCCCAAUGCUCUUCCAACUGAGCUACGCGGUCAGGACGGUUCGAGUAAGCGAUAUUUCGUAGGUUCGAAUCCCGCCGUGGCCAGGCAUAUUUUUCAAGCCUGCCCGGUGUGGAUGUAUACUCAGAGUAACAUCACACAAACAUCUUAUUCACCUGAGUACAUUACACCAACACAGCAGAUUUCUUAAAUAUUAGAUUACACUCAGGGCCUUUUUUAAGGAUUUUCCCGUGGGGGGGCAUUUUUUGAAAAGGGACCUUUCUGUGAGAUAAUAUAUUACAGGGAGAUAGCAAUGGCUGAAGACCACGUGUGCGCCGAUCGAACAUACCAUGCACGCAUGAAUGAGGGGGGUGUACUCCCCUAGAAAAUUUUUGAAAUUUGAAGCACAGAAAUGUCAUUUCCUGCAUUCUGAGCAUCCAAAUGCGCUCCAAAAUGUAUACUAACUAUACUUGUAUUUGAAAUAAAAGAAGGAAAAAACCCACAAAAAGUACUGAAAAAAAUAUUAACCAUAAUUUAUCAUUACUUAUUAGAGGACGAUCCCAAUGGUCACGUGUGUGGGGUUGUACUCCCCCAGAAAAUUUUUGAAAUUUGAAACACGGAAAUGCCAUUUCCUGCAUUCUGGGCAUCCAAAUUUGCUCUAAAAUUUAUGCUAACUAUACUUGUAUUUGAAAUAAAAGAAGGAAAAAAUGCACAAAAAGUAAAAAAGAAUAUUAACCGUAAUUUAUCAUUAUACUUAUUAGAGGGGGAUACCAAUGGCCGAAGGCCACGUGCGUGGGGGCAUAAUCUCCAGAAAAUUUUUCAAAUUCGAAACCUGGAAAUGCUCUUUCCUGCAUUCUGAGCAACCAAAAAAUAAAAAAUUAUUAACAAUAAUUUAUCAUUACUUAGUGGUAGAAAAACGUAACAAUUUAGAUCGAUUUUGUUAAACAAAGACAAAGAAUAAAGCCUAAAACUUACUUUCCGUUUAUUUAUUUGAUCUUAUUUGUUAUUCUUCGCUGGUUUGUUGGUAUAAAUUUUGAAAAGGGACUUUUCCUGGGGGGGCAAAAUGUGAUUUCGUGGGGGGGCACAAGGGGGGACUGGGGGGGGCAAAUGCCCCCCCAGCUUGUAUGUUAAAAAAGGCCCUGAUUACACUGAUAUCGAAGGAACUAGACUCAGUUCCGAAAUAUCGCUUACUCGAACCGUCCUGACCGCGUGGCUCAGUUGGAAGAGCAUUGGGCUAGUAUUCCAAAGGUCGUAGGUUCGAAUCCCGCCGUGGCCAGGCAUAUUUUUCAAGCCUGCCCGGUGUGGAUGUAUACUCAGAGUAACAUCACACAAACAUCUUAUUCACCUGAGUACAUUACACCAACACAGCAGAUUUCUACAAAUUACUUUUUGAGUAAUUUUGAUGGCAAUUAAUUACUUUCUUUACUGAAGUAAUUUGUAAGUUAAACGUAAUUAAUUACAUUUUGAAGGUAACGAGUAAAAUUUUCUUAAAGUAUAACGUCACGUUACUUUUCAAUUUUACUUCAAUCUCUCACAACAUUCAUGGCACAUAAUCUAAAAAGUAGUGAAACGUUUUUCUAGGCUACCAGCCUUAAUAGACCUUAAUACUACGAAUACGCUGUUUACAAAAUUGAAAUAUUUUUCAAAUAAGCCUGCAAUAUAUGAAAUAUGCGGCGUGAGCCUACACCAUUACUUCAUGUAUUGAUAUGAUUAAUGUAUUAUGUCUAUUUCAAUUUCUCGCCAAUUUUGCGCGAAAUGAUUUAAAUACAAAAAAUAAAAUGAAAAGUAAUUUUGAAAUUAAUUUGAUAGUAAUUAAUUACUUUUUGAAAAGUAAUUAGUACUUGGUAAUUAAUUACUUUUUCUAGUAAAGUAAUUUGUAAUCUAUAAUCAAUUACUUUUUAGGAGAAGUAAUUGUAAUAUCUACUCAUUACUUUUUUUUCAGUAAUUUUUACAACACUGGAAUACUCUGAUAUAGGUUUUCUAGUCUUCCAGUCUCAGCUACGCGUCAUUUGGAUGCGCAGUGGAAAAUCCGAAUUGGCUUAUAGGAGCGCAUAUAGUCGCAACAGUACAUAGGCGUCAUAGCCUAUCGAAGGGAAGAUGGCUGUGAAACUCACUAGAAUAACAAUAUAACUCAUUAUCUAUGUCAAUCAACGUUUAUUCAUAAAUCUGGUCCUUCACCGUCACGUGUGUAUUGUAUUUUUGCCCAACUAAUCAAUAGAAAUGUUUUAUGAAAGAUACCUAUCCGUGACUCGAACAAAUUGGGAAAUUUCUAUUAGUCGAUUUGGCAAAAAUACAAUACACACGUGACGGCGAAGGACCAGAUUUAUGAAUAAACGUUGACUGGUGUAUAUAAUAAGUUAUAUUGUUAUUCUAUAAUGAGUUUCACAGCCGUCUUCCCUUCGACAGGCUAUGGUCGCAACGAUUAUCUGUCUUAUUCAACUACUAAACCUUCCCAUAUAGGAUUCCGACUAUCAUCUGUUAAAACGUACAACUCAUCUUUACCUUCCACAUCGACGUUGACUUCUCCCUGGAUGAAGGUUCCUUUGCAUAGGGUUCGCGGCAUGUGUAUGAAGUUUACUUACCGCUUGUUGGGAAAAGAUUCAGAACUUGAUAUCUCAGUUGAACCAAGGAACAUGAACAAGGAACAAAUCUGGUUGGUUAAAGAUCCACAGUCAGAUACAGUUUGGAAAACUGGACAAGUUUCGUUGGGGCUUUUGACGGAGUUUAGGGU